Messenger RNA from Prionailurus viverrinus (fishing cat), 1605 nucleotides. It is a transcript of the gene GLP1R, whose product is annotated as glucagon like peptide 1 receptor. The record is from RefSeq and is a predicted model, not a curated record. Gene Ontology annotation, cellular component: plasma membrane. NCBI's taxonomy places the organism in Eukaryota, Metazoa, Chordata, Mammalia, Carnivora, Felidae. Gene Ontology annotation, biological process: adenylate cyclase-activating G protein-coupled receptor signaling pathway; cell surface receptor signaling pathway. Gene Ontology annotation, molecular function: glucagon receptor activity; peptide hormone binding. The transcript is spliced from 13 exons. The coding region runs from base 42 to 1433 and encodes 463 amino acids.
GCAGGUGGCAGCGAUGGCCCGGUCCUGAGCGCCCCCCCGCCAUGGCCGGCGCCCCCAGCCCGCUCUGCCUGGCCCUGCUGCUGCUCGGGGCGGUGGGCAGGGCCGGCCCCCGCCCCCAGGGUGCCACUGUGUCCCUCUCAGAGACAGUGCAGAAAUGGCGAGAAUACCGACACCAGUGCCAACGCUUCCUGACUGAGGCUCCACCCCCAGCCACAGGCCUGUUUUGCAAUCGGACCUUCGAUGAGUAUGCCUGCUGGCCAGAUGGGCUUCCGGGCUCCUUCGUGAAUGUCAGCUGCCCCUGGUACCUGCCCUGGGCCAGCAGUGUGCUGCAGGGCCACGUGUACCGGUUCUGCACAGCCGAGGGCCUGUGGCUGCGCCAGGACAACUCCAGCCUGCCCUGGAGGAACCUGUCUGAGUGCGAGGAGUCCAAGCGAGGGGAGAGAAGCUCCCCAGAGGAGCAGCUCCUGUCCUUUUCCAUCAUCUACACGGUGGGCUACACACUCUCCUUCUCCGCUCUGGUCAUCGCCUCGGCCAUCCUCCUGAGCUUCAGACACCUGCACUGCACCCGGAAUUACAUCCACCUGAACCUGUUUGCAUCCUUCAUCCUCCGAGCGCUGUCCGUCUUCAUCAGGGACGCGGUCCUCAAGUGGAUGUACAGCACAGCCCCCCAGCAGCACCAAUGGGAUGGGCUCCUCUCCUACCAGGAUUCUCUGGGCUGCCGCCUGGUGUUCCUGCUCAUGCAGUACUGCGUGGCGGCCAAUUACUACUGGCUCCUGGUGGAGGGCGUGUACCUGUACACGCUGCUGGCCUUCUCAGUCUUCUCCGAGCAGCGCAUCUUCAGGCUCUAUCUGAGCAUAGGCUGGGGUGUCCCCCUGCUGUUUGUUAUCCCUUGGGGCAUUGUCAAGUACCUCUAUGAAGAUGAAGGCUGCUGGACCAGGAACUCAAACAUGAAUUACUGGCUCAUUAUCCGGCUGCCCAUUCUCUUUGCCAUUGGAGUGAACUUCCUCAUCUUUGUCCGGGUCAUCUGCAUUGUGGUGUCCAAACUGAAAGCCAAUCUCAUGUGCAAGACAGACAUCAAGUGCAGACUUGCCAAGUCCACACUGACGCUCAUCCCCCUGCUGGGAACCCAUGAGGUCGUCUUUGCCUUUGUGAUGGAUGAACAUGCACGGGGGACGCUGCGCUUCAUCAAGCUGUUCACAGAGCUCUCCUUCACCUCCUUCCAGGGGCUGAUGGUGGCCAUCUUGUACUGCUUUGUCAACAAUGAGGUCCAGAUGGAGUUUCGGAGGAGCUGGGAGCGCUGGCGGCUCAAGCACUUGCACAUCCAGAGGGACAGCAGCAUGAAGCCCCUCAAGUGUCCCACCAGUAGCCUGACCAGCGGAGGCACGGUGGGCAGCAGUGUGUAUGCAGCCUCCUGCCAGGCCUCCUGCAGCUAAGCCCCCCAGCCCCUACCCUUCCUGUGGUCUCGCUGCUGGUUGGGUGGCCACCCCGGGUGGGAGAGACCCUGCUGGGGCUGGGGAAGGGAGGGACACACGCACACACCCAUUCCUGCUUUCCCUUCCCAAACCCAUCAGGCAGGCAAUGGGCAGUGCCUCCUGGGACCCGUGG